AUGGUCGAAUGCCCUAUUUGUCGUAAAAAACUGAACAAAAGAAGUUGCACUGCAUCAGAGCAGCACAAUUCAAUUGUCCAGGGAUAUCUUCAUGUUGGACGUAAUUUCCGGAUAGAUUUAGAAGAACAGUCAUUUUCCAUACCUGAAGAUAUCGCGUACGCCGAAAGCCAAGUACCAGCAACGCACGCUCCGAGUGAUAGUCCGGUACCUUCUCGUUGGGCUCCUGAGUUCACUCUGCCGAAAGCUCGUGGAAAACGAAAGAAGAUUCGUGGUACUCAUGUCGCUUCCAAAAUCCCAAAAAUGGAUAGGAUCGUUGAAGAGAACGUCGGUGAUGAGGGCGAAUCUGUAUCAGUAAAGCAAAUAGGACAGAUUGUAAAAGAACAGAUGUCUGUCGAGUCUAAAGCUUUGACCCACAAUAGCAAUGUGGGUAGUGCUAUAAACUCAACGUCAUCAGUCGGUGUCCAAUGUAACCUUCUUGACUCUGCUUACAGCUGUAAUAUUCGGAACUCACUGCAAUGUCUUCUUGGGAAGUUCGUGUGUUAUCCUAAUUUGCAUGCCAUAUUUGAGUUAACGCCAGAACUGAAAGAGUCGUUGUUAGCUGAGAUGGUUAAUGUACUGCAUGAAUUGUUCAAAUUGCAACCGCCUACGACUUCAGAAAACCAGCAAACAAUAGGUUCUCUAGAGGGGCCAGAACCUUCAACAGAAAUUAUUCCUGAUAGUUUUUCUGAUGUUGACAAUUGUGUUGGGUUAGGAGCUCAGUGUCACGUUCAACAACCAAAAUCGGUUCAAUCGCAUGAUAUGGCACAAGAAGUAAAGUUAUCGCCAUUAGGCCGAGAAUGCUUUGAUUCAAACGAAAUUUACAGUGCUAACGAUGAUAGUUUGAAUAUCACUAUUCAAGUGCCUUUUGAAUCAUGUCCUGAAGAGGUACCCUCUCAUUUUGCCAUCGAAGAAAAGGAAAAUUUAGUUGUUCGUCCUAUGGUUUUCUGUGUUUCGCGGUCCAGUGGCGUAGAAGAUAAGAAUCUCGUCCGCGAGUUCCUUUCGUUGUUUCCCAAUGUUCAGUUCAACGAGGAGCUUGGUUCUUCGUGUACCCACCUCAUUAUGAUGAAUUCUCAAGGGACUGUAUGUAAUCGAAAAUCUUUUGCUUACGUGUACGCUGUGGCUCAUAAAUGUGAAGUUGUUGCUCGUGUUUGGCUGGAAGAAUGCAUUAAAUCUCGACAAUUAUUGCCGACGGCUAAGUAUGGCGUAACGUUUGAGACUACUGGAGAGGACCCUGGUUGGAUCCGAGCAAGACAAACUAGCAAACCUCUAUUUGAUCAGAUGAACUUCUUUCUUCCCCCAUCGUUCUUGGACUCUGAUUUGUUAUCGAAAGAAAGCUUGGUAGAACUCAUCACGACCUGUGGAGGUUCUUGUUUCGAUAAACCAUGGGAAAUUGCUAGUUCUAAGAACAGUUACACCAUUUUUAUGCCUUACUCAAUAGAAGUGGAUGCAGCACGAAGAUAUGAAGCAAGCAUGCAUGGAGUCCCUGUGUUGUUGGCUGACUGGGUUCUUGAUUCAAUUGCUCAGCAUCGCAUUCUGCCAAUAGAUGCUUAUAAAAUUUGUAAAUAA
Messenger RNA from Angiostrongylus costaricensis, 1605 nucleotides. The record is from the annotation of a GenBank genome assembly. NCBI's taxonomy places the organism in Eukaryota, Metazoa, Nematoda, Chromadorea, Rhabditida, Metastrongylidae.